Messenger RNA from Carica papaya (papaya), 1455 nucleotides. Its product is annotated as glycerophosphodiester phosphodiesterase GDPD1, chloroplastic-like. Gene Ontology annotation, molecular function: phosphoric diester hydrolase activity. Gene Ontology annotation, biological process: glycerophospholipid catabolic process. The record is from RefSeq and is a predicted model, not a curated record. NCBI's taxonomy places the organism in Eukaryota, Viridiplantae, Streptophyta, Magnoliopsida, Brassicales, Caricaceae.
AACUUUCUUAUCUAACAAAACCCAAAGUUCCUCCACCGUCCCCGUCGUCUCCAGAACUCUUUCUCCUUCCCUUUUUCAUCCUCUGUAUUUUUCUCUUUUUCUUCCAAAAAACAAAAAGAAAGCUGAACAAAAGAGAAAGAAAAAUAGAAUGGCUCUCAAAGCUGUUCAUGUCUCCGAUGUGCCUAAUAUCAUCGAUCAAGUAACAGAGAAUGCCUCGCUCUCGCUCUUCUCCACACGUUGCGCCAACGGUGUGGAUUUCAGCAGGACGGCCUCGUUUAAGAUCCCCAAGUUUCUUGUCAUAGGGCACAGAGGCAGCGGCAUGAACCUGCUGCAAUCGUCUGAUAUGAGAAUGAGAGCCAUUAAAGAGAACUCGAUCCUUUCCUUCAAUACCGCCGCUAAUUUCCCCGUUGACUUCAUUGAAUUCGAUGUUCAGGUGACAAAAGAUGGCUGCCCAGUAAUUUUCCAUGACAACUUCAUCCUCUCUGAAGAAAAUGGUUCUAUUUUUGAGAGAAGACUGACAGAAUUAACCCUUUCCGAGUUCCUCUGCUAUGGGCUACAAAAGGAACCAGAGAAAAAUGGGAAAACCCUUUUGAGAAAAACAAAAGAUGGAAAAAUAGUGAAAUGGAAUGUUGAAUCAGAUGACUCACUUUGCACAUUGCAAGAAGCUUUCCAGAAAGUUGAACCCACGUUGGGUUUCAACAUUGAAUUGAAGUUUGAUGAUAACAUUGUCUACCAGCCAGAUCACCUCAUUCAUGUUCUCCAACUCAUUUUGCAGGUGGUGUUUGAAUAUGCUAAAGACAGACCAAUCAUCUUCUCUAGUUUCCACCCAGAUGCUGUCUUGCUAGUCAGGAAACUUCAGAGCACCUACCCUGUUUUCUUCUUAACAAACGGUGGCUGUGAGAUUUACUAUGAUGUCAGAAGGAACUCCCUGGAGGAAGCAAUUAAAGUUUGCUUAGAGGGAGGUCUUCAAGGGAUUGUAUCAGAAGUCAAAGGAGUGUUCAGAAAUCCUGGGGCUGUCACCAAGAUCAAGGAGGCCAAACUUUCUCUUCUAACAUAUGGAAAACUGAACAAUGUGGCAGAGGCCGUAUACAUGCAGCAUCUGAUGGGAAUAGAAGGAGUGAUAGUAGAUCUUGUUCAGGAAAUUACAGAGGCUGUGACAGAGAUGAUUAAGAAACCAUCAAAGGCAAUUGGCGAAGAAGAAGAGAGUUUAAUUAGCGAGGUGGAUAUGGUUGUGGAGGCCAAGACAAAGCCCCAGUUCUCACCAAGAGAACUUUCAUUUCUUCUGAAGCUGAUUUCAGAGUUGAUACAGCUUUAAGAAUAAAGACAAUUUAUUAGGUGGUAGAUAUUCCUUUUUUGAGCAUGACAAAUGUAAGGUGAUAUACCUACUUACACUUGUGUAUAUAAAUGGUUUUUGCUUUUGUUGAUUAGUAUUUGGGAAUAAUUGGAUCUUCAUUA